Babesia bigemina is the source of this 240-nucleotide messenger RNA. RefSeq lists its product as hypothetical. The transcript has 2 exons. Bases 1 to 240 code for a protein of 79 amino acids. The record is from RefSeq and is a predicted model, not a curated record. Lineage: Eukaryota; Apicomplexa; Aconoidasida; Piroplasmida; Babesiidae.
AUGAAGGAUGUAGAUGGAGCUGUCAAGACAGCUAAAAACAAGGCGACGGAAGUCUGUGAAAAGUUGAACGUUUCUCACACUGUAAGCAAUAAUUUUGUGGAGAUUGUGAAAGCUAUAGACAAAUUUAACGAAGUUCAUCGGGAACUGAUUGAUGUGGAGGAUACAAUGAAGUGUGUCUUUGGUGUCUAUGACAACACAACAAAGAUCUUCCACAACGACAUUUACAUCAGCAUGAAUUAG